AUGGCCUCUGUCCCCAGAGCUCAGGCCGCUCUCAGAGGCUCGGACAGCGGGACAGAGGCGGCUCAUCUCCGCCUCGUCCACACACUGAUGGAGGCUGAAAAGCUGCAUCGGUCUCAGAAACCUAGGAGACGUUUUGUUUACUUCCGGGUUGUCGGAGACGAAAACAAGAGGUGCACCCAGCCACCCACCGCCGAGCAAAGCGGAUUAAAGUCCCGCGUUGAUGGCGGGGAGGCCGAGGACGAGAUACCCGAGUCGGGGGCAGUGUUCACGUUUGGAAAGAGUAAAUUUUCUGACAACAUCCCGAGUAAAUUCUGGCUAAAAAAUGACGUCCCCUUGAAAAUAUCUUGCGGAGACGAGCACACGGCCUUAAUAACAGAAAAUAAGAAACUCUUCAUGUUCGGCAGCAACAACUGGGGCCAACUGGGCCUGGGCUCCAAACUCACUGUCAACAAGCCCACUUGUGUCAAAGCCUUGAAGUCAGAGAAAGUUCAUCUCGUGGCCUGUGGAAGGAACCACACACUGGUCUGCACAGCUCAGGGAAAAGUGUUGGCCUCAGGAGGGAACAGCGAGGGUCAGCUGGGCCUCGGCGACUGUGAGGAGAGGACCAGCUUCCAGAGACUGGAUUUCUUUGAUUCACUCGGACCAAUCAAGAUGCUGGCUGCUGGUUCAAACACCUCGGCUGCCCUCACCGCGAGCGGUAAACUGUUCAUGUGGGGCGAUAACACUGAAGGUCAGAUCGGUUUGGGGAAGGAGAGCCAGGCGUCCUCCCCACAGGAAGUCAGCGUGGGACGAGCCGUCCGCUGGGUGUCCUGUGGAUACUACCACUCUGCUUUAGUGACAGUGGACGGAGCUCUGUACACCUUCGGGGAGCGGGACAGCGGUAAACUGGGUCUGGGCACCGAGCAGCUGCCAGGACACCGAGUCCCUCAGAGGGUGAAGAGCAUCAAGGAGCCGGUGACACAGGUGGCCUGUGGGGGGGGGCACACGGUAGCCCUCACAGAGGAUGACGUGUACACGUUCGGCCUCGGUCAGUUCGGACAGCUCGGCCACGGGACGUUCAUCUUCGAGUCUCGGCUGCCGCGUCCCAUCGAGCACUUCAAGAAGGGCCGAGCCUGUCAGGUGACCUGUGGAGAGAACCACACAGCUGUGAUCACAGACGGGGGUUUGCUGUACACGUUUGGAGACGGCCGGCAUGGUAAACUGGGUCUGGGAGAAGAGAACUUCACCAACCAGUUCAAACCAACUCUGUGUCCACGCUUCCUCAAGUACAACGUUCAGGCAGCUUCGUGUGGUGGAUGUCACAUGGUGGUGUUGGCUCGGCCGAGGGACGGCGGCUGUGGUGACGUGACUCUGGAGGAGGACGACGUGAUAGAAGAUUAUGUGGAGAAACCCUACGUGGAGCUGCUGGGGGACACGGCCGACGCCUCCACCCUGCAGAGGAGCCUCUCUGCUCGGGUUCGCAGGAGGGAGAGGGAGCGAUCUCCAGACCAGUUUGGAGCCAUGUUCCGAACGCUGCCCGCCAUGACGCCCGGCCGCCUCCACCCGCCGCUACCCGUCUCCAGCCACACCAUCCCACCCAGACUGCCUCCGCCUGAGCUGAGCCACAGAAAGGUGCUCAACGGCACUCACCAACAUGGGAGCGCAGGGUCAAUCCACCAGGAGCAGGCAGGCGGCGAGACAGACAGCGUUGUGGAGAGCAUGAGUGACAGCGACAGCGUCAGAGGACUGGGAGAAACCACAGACUUCCUCAACAUGACACAUGUGAUGAGGAUGGAUCCCAGUGAUAAAACUCUCACUCUGUCUCCAGUUCAGAAGAGGAAGGGUGAGGAUGGUAAGGCCAUUAACAAGCAGAGCCAGAGAAAGGAGAGCAGUCUCUCUUCCACCUCACCGUCUGGUAAGAGUCAGACGGCGUCCUCCCGCCGGGCGUUACCCACAGAGCUCCUGAGGAGCCACAGCGCUCAGUCUCUGGCCUCACAGAGCCCACAGAGACUGAAGGAAAGCAGCCUGGACAAGGAGAACCUGAUCAUGGCUGUGGAGGAGCUGCAGAGGAGACCUGCUAAAAACAAACCUCUGAGUCUGGAGGACGUCAGGAAGGCUGCAUCCCAACGGCGUCCCAGGCCAGGUCAGGGUCAAAGUCAGCUGAUAGGGCUUGGCAGGGAGCCGGCAACAGAAGCUGAACAGAGUGAAGCUAGAAAGACAGUUUUAAGUAUCAGCUCUGGAGCAGCAGUGGGAAAAGUUCAGCAAGUAGAGUCUGAGCCUGUGAGGCGUAGAAGAAAAGCCAUAGUGGUCCAAAGUCAGCAUGCAGGAGUCAGGGCAGCAGAUAAACACAGUCCCACCAGCCUCCACCUGAGAGAGGACCUGGACCAGGAGAGCACGAGAGGGACAAACAGAAAGCCCCAAGCUACAGAGGACACGGACCUGUCAAAGAAAUCAAAGAAUGAGAAAAACAGGAAAGAGGCUCAGAGCAAAAGCCAGUCAGAGCGAAGCCAGAAGAAGUGGUCAGAGGUCAGUCUGCUCUCUGGAGCCGCCUCAGUCGCAGCAGGAUCACUUUUAAUCCAGGAAGUGGCAGCAAGGACAGAGAGCAGCCGGCCUGGAGGCAGAGACAGCGGGAGCUCAUUCAGGGACCAGCCCCCGGUCACCAUCAACAUCACUCCUGCUCCUGAAAGACCUGAACUCAGGACCAGUCUGGACCACAGCCAGGAGGACGAGGAGGAGGAGGAGGAGGACGAGGAGGAGGAGGAGGAGGACGACGACGAGGAGGAGGAGGAGGAGGACGAGGAGGAGGAGGAGGAGGAUGAGGAGGAGGAGGUUGGUCACGGGGCUGAGAAAGUAGCAGAGGAUGAAGAAGAAGAAGACGAGGACAAAGACAGUGACACUCUUCAUCCUAAAGAUCAGUCAGAAACUGAUGAAGAUGAGGAGGACGAGGAGGAGGAAGAGGAGGAGGAGGAGGAGGACGAGGACGAGGAGGAUGAGGAGGAGGUUGGUCACAGGGUUGAGAAAGUAGCAGAGGAUGAAGAAGAAGAAGAAGAAGACGAGGACAAAGACAGUGACACUCUUCAUCCUGAAGAUCAGUCAGAAACUGAUGAAGACGAGGAGGAGGAGGAGGACAGAACAAGUGGGGUGAAAGGAGGUGAAGAUGAGUGUGAAGAGAAAGAGAGCAAAGGAGGAGAUGUAGAAGGAGAGGAGGAGGAGGAAAGUGAGGAAGGGCUGAGUCAUGAUACAGAGAGCAAAGGAGGAGAAACAGAGGAGGAGGAGGAGGAGGGAAGUGUGGAAAGAGAGAGUGAGGAAGAGGAGGGUGGCAGUGAGACAGUGGAGUCCUCAGAGGAGAGAGAAGAGAGUGGAGUAAAGAGUGAGGAAGAAGAAGAGGAGGAG
Molecule: messenger RNA, 3372 nt
Organism: Mugil cephalus (flathead mullet)
Lineage: Eukaryota; Metazoa; Chordata; Actinopteri; Mugiliformes; Mugilidae
Product: X-linked retinitis pigmentosa GTPase regulator-like
Exons: 16
Biological process (GO): ubiquitin-dependent protein catabolic process; visual perception; protein ubiquitination
Cellular component (GO): photoreceptor outer segment
Molecular function (GO): ubiquitin protein ligase activity
Source: RefSeq, a predicted model, not a curated record